UUAAAGGAUCCGUGUGCGCUGUCAUGGCACAAUAUUCAAGAGCGAGACUACAGCAGAGCAUGAAAACACUGUCUCCUGUGGAAGCGAUGGCUACGAAUGACCCCCUGCCGCCAGGAUGGGAGAUCAAGAUUGACCCUCAGACCGGCUGGCCGUUCUUUGUGGAUCACAACAACCGCGUAACGACGUGGAACGACCCGAGACAUGACUCUAAGAAGGUCAUUCAGCUUUCUUCCAGUAGCCCAUGUGCACCUACAGAGUUAUCCCCUCAAGACAAGCACAAGACAUUUAUUCAGGAGAUUAAACAGCCAACACUGCGCCAAGGUUACAUCCCAAUCCCUGUCAUCCAUGAAAAUUUUGAGGCCAGGCCACAUCCACUUUCCUAUAAGCACCCAAUGAACCCGCAAAACUUAAGAGCAGAAGGACGGACUCCAUCCCCAACCCCCACGGCACACUGCCGGCCAAGAUCUCCAGUGCAGUCCCCAUCAGAGAUUGAUACUCACUGCUUGUCCUGCUCACCUGUUUCACAGGGACCUGAGAUUCAUCAUGUCCACCAUCCUUCUCAGGGGACACAGUCUCACACUAACUCCCUUCACCAGCCUUCCAGACCCAGCAGCACAGGCCUCCAGGCAGGCUACAUUCCUAUUCCUGUCAUUCACGAGGGGGCAGGUGGCGUCCCACAUACCCAGCUUAACCAGACCGUCCAUCCAAAGCGCUUUACCCAGACAGAGUACCAACCCUCCUUUCACUGCCACCAACCAGAGGAGUGGAGCCGUGGCCCUGUGUUUGCCACGCGGGAAAAAAUCCCAACCUAUCGGGAGCAAGUGCCCAUACAACUUGAGCAGAAUCGCUCAGCCAGCCCUAUCUUACAUCCUCAUACUGUAAGGGCUCAGGAGCCAGUCAGAGCACAGAUCAUGAGUGAGAGACCUCAGGCCCAGUCACAUUUUGCACAUACAGAGAUCCCGCCCAAAGUUGAACAGUCAUACGAGCAGCCUGUCAGCCCAGCAACGGAGAUUCCUAUUAGGAGAGUCAGUGAAGCACAGCCGCCUGAAGCACAUCCUGUAUCACCAACCACACAUCAGCCCAUACAGGAAUUUGAACAGGCACCUAUACAACAGUUUGAGCUACAACCUGAGCAACUACCACAACAGAUGCCAGAGACUACCAAUAUCUACAUGCAGGUACCUUUGACAUCAGAACCUCAAGACGCUACUCCACAACCAGAAGUUUUACCUCCACAAGCUCAGCCUGAAGAAAAGGCAGAGCCAUGCUCAGCCCACCCGGGACUGGUAAAAGUACAGGCAAUAUUGGAGCGGGUGGAGAAACUGGCACAGGAUGUGAAGUGUUUUGAUGGGAGAAAGAAUGAUAAAAGAUAUCUGAUGCUGGAGGAGUUUUUGACCAAAGAAUUGCUGGCUCUGGACUCAGUAGACCCAGAAGGACGUAUAGACGUGCGCCAGGCUCGGCGUGAUGGCGUUCGCAGAGUACAAACCAUUCUUGAGGAACUAGAGGCCCUCAGUGAAAGCUGCACUGAAACUACUAGCUCAGCUCAGAAAGGAGAGCCUAGCUUGAUUGGCCAGGCAGACAUGGAGAAGGCCAAGGAGAUCUCGUAACCUCAAACCGAAGCCCUACAAUGAAAGUACAAAAACAAAUCACAUCUCCUCAGUCUCCUUCGCCUAUUAUCACUUGCAUGCACAAUUAAUUUAACUGUUCUGUUGGCUGAAAAUGAAUAUAAUUUGUUUACCGAGUGCAAUUAUGUGUGCUGUUAUGUGAUGCUGCUGUUGUGGAAUUUCACCGUGCAAGUGUCUUGUAGCAGGACCAUAGUGGUGACCUUGUAGUGACUUGGUUUCAACCUGAAACUCAGUCUCGAAUAAGAGGCCUUUAAUAAAAUGCAAAUGCUUUAUUUUUGCUUCUACUUUUGGGAACGCAUCUGUUGUUUGCCUUUUGUCAUUUUUAACCAUGCAGAAUGGUUGAUAAGGAGAUUUUAAAGAUUCCAGUCAGAGUACCCAUGCUUUAUUAGAAGACACUGAAUUAUCUGAGUUUAGAGAUUUCUCGGAACUGAAACCUCUAAACUCAGUCUCCUUAAAUAUGUAUUCUUUGCACUUUGCAAACGUAUGGACACUGAUCAGAGAAGUUUAUGCAUCAUGGAGUUUUACACAGAAUAUUGUGAUUUUGACAUUUGUCAAUAUCGUUAUAAAUUGUUGAAUGAUAAAGAGGAUAAUGUUAUAUUUCUACUCUAUUUUUUGUGCCAAAACGAACAUUUUUACAUUUUUCCAAUGGUAAAAAUGUCCUCCAUCUCCAUUAAUAUGUAUUCUCCUGUUGAAAAAAAUAUAUAUGUAUAAAUAAAAGAUCUGAAAAAAACAUA
Messenger RNA from Astyanax mexicanus (Mexican tetra), 2359 nucleotides. RefSeq names its product BCL2 associated athanogene 3 (gene bag3). The coding region runs from base 24 to 1607 and encodes 527 amino acids. The record is from RefSeq and is a predicted model, not a curated record. Gene Ontology annotation, molecular function: protein-folding chaperone binding; adenyl-nucleotide exchange factor activity. NCBI's taxonomy places the organism in Eukaryota, Metazoa, Chordata, Actinopteri, Characiformes, Acestrorhamphidae. The transcript is spliced from 4 exons. Gene Ontology annotation, biological process: muscle cell cellular homeostasis; negative regulation of striated muscle cell apoptotic process; protein stabilization. Gene Ontology annotation, cellular component: membrane; cytoplasm; nucleus.